Molecule: messenger RNA, 1821 nt
Organism: Adineta steineri
Lineage: Eukaryota; Metazoa; Rotifera; Eurotatoria; Adinetida; Adinetidae
Source: the annotation of a GenBank genome assembly
AUGCAUAAAUCGAAUGAAGAUUGUUUUUAUUUUCUUACAUCAUCUUGCACAAAAGGUUCAUCAUGUACAUAUCGACAUAGUCCAUUAGCUGUAGCAUGUAACGUUAUUUGUCCAUCUUGGUCACGUGGAAAUUGUCCUGAUCCUGCUUGUCCAUAUCGUCAUAGUCGUGCUCAACGUCCGAUGGUUAAUAAUGGUAUAUUAUGUUUUUAUGAAAAUACACCGACGGGUUGUCUUAAACUUGAUUGUACAUUUAUUCAUUCACGCCCACGAAUGAAUUUGCUAAAUACAUCAACAAUUCGACCUGUAACAACAAAUUUUGUUCGUAAAGAUGUAACUAAAUCCCUUAUCACAAAUAUUCCUUCUACGGAUAUACCAGAAGCAAAGCUUAUUACUAAUUCUUCUCAGUCAACUAUCAAUGAGCCACAGUCAAUAAUACUCAAUACGCCACUUGAAUCUUCGUCUACUUCUGUUAUGACUCCACCAUCAACAGUUAAAAAUGAAAUUAUAAUACGUCGUGUUGCAAUUCCAUCAGUUGGUGAAUCAUCAAAUGAAAUAAAAGAUUCAUCCGAUAAUAAUAGUAAUCAUAGCAUGAUCAAAUGUACUACUCGUAGUGUAAUUACAGAUUCUGCCAAAGAAGCUCAAGAAGAAAUAACAACAAGUCAAUCUCGAUUAAUUGUAAAUCGAAAUGUUGUUUUAACAGAACCAUCUAAUAUUUCAACUCGAAAAGUUGUUCAAACAAAGCCUUCACCGUCAUCAUCAUCGAAUCGUGUUGUUGUUUCAGCGGAUACUGUUAAGUCACCGUCAAAAGGAAAAAAGAAUGAUGCAGAUUGCAGUGAACAAGAAAACAAAACAAAAAGAUUCAAACAAGAUUCUCAAUCGAUGAUUAAUAUUUCAUUUCCAUGUUCAACACCAACGAUUAUUAGUCGUGUAUCAUUGAUACCAGCAAAAGAAUCAACAUCAACCAACGAUAAGAAACCAGUUCGAUUAAACCGUGAUCGAUUGCCCGCAACAAAUGGAAAUUCAUCUACUUCUACAUCUAAACAAUCCAAUGAAGAAAAAUUAUCUGCGGGAACUGAAUUAUCACAAGAACAAGAACGACGAACAAUGCGCCUUGAACGUUUCCAGAAAAAAACAACUUCUCCGCCUCGAUCAACCAUUUCAUCAUCAUCAUCUUCUUCUUCUUCACUGACAAAUACCAGUGAUAAAUCAAGUAAUUCGUCUAAUACACGAAAUGUUAUUACAGCACCUUCCAACGAACGUAAACGUACUGCAUCUGAGACAACAAUGAAAGAUACACCACCAACCAAACGUACUACUGUUUCAUCAGCACAAGCUCAAUCUUCUCCUCGUCAAACAAAUUCAUCUCCCAAUGUGUUGACACAUUCACGAUCAUCAUCAGUUCGUGAUAAAAAUCGAGACAAACAAACCGACAAUCGUAUUACUAAAAAUGUUCAACAAAAAAAUUCUUCACCUCAAUCUGAAUCAGUAGUCUCUUCUACUACACGUCCACGUUUUAUUCCACAACCAAUUCUUCCUCCUUCAUCACAUCAAUCUCGACAAGCACCUUCAGUUGCUAUUAAACGACCUCCAGUUCCAGUAACGACGACAACUUCUCAAAAAUCGUCGGAGCCAAUUCAACAAAUAUCUCAAAAUCAUGUUGUACCUUUAAACUCUACAGUAGAAAAUAAAAUAUCAAAUACAAUCAAUGAAGAAGAUGAAAAGCAAUUAUUAAUAACUACAGAUUCUUCUGAUGUUGUUGAUACAUUUGCAUUAAUUGAUGAAGCAUUAUUGGAAGCUGAUCAUCUUCUUGAACUUAUGUAA